GGGCUGCGGACAUCAAGUCAGGAUAUCUACUCUGGUAUCUCAUCAGGGGUGAAUCAGCCUGGAAGACACACAGACCAGGCAAGCGCCAUGGCUUCACAUGUAACAACAGCUGGAGGGUUUGUUAUCGUCACUCACAAGUACCCCCUGAGCAGUGCUGGCCAGGCUGCACCAGGAACAGUGGCAAGCCAGCUGCCAGGGCCGAUGCAGACAUUUCUACGAGGACAGCCCAAAGCUUUGGGGGUUGUGCAAAUAAUAAUUGGGAUUGUGAGUCUGCUGUUUGGUCCUGUCCUGGUGAAUGUGUACAUGUUUGCAGGAGACAUUGGAUUACCUUUCUGGACUGGUGUAUGGUAUAUUAUCUCUGGAUCCCUGGCUGUUGCAGCUGAGAAUACCUACAGAAGAGAUCUGGUGAAGGCAUGUUUAGGAAUGAACAUUGUCAGUUCUGUUUUUGCUGGAGUUGGAUUUAUUCUCUAUUCAGUAAACCUGUCCAUAAGAACUUUGACAAUCCAACAUGUAGGCCUUCUGGCAGUUCUUCUGGUGCUGAACAUUUUGGAGAUGUGCAUCGCUAUCGCUACAUCAGCCUUCGGAUGCAAAUCUGAAUGCAGUUACACUGGCAUGCCGGAGGUUGCUUUUCAACAGGCAUGAAUCCAGUGACCUGGGUGCAGAUUUGCUCAAUCGAACUAUAAGAAGCAUGCAGUCAAGAAGACAACUGUCCCUCCGCCUCCUCUAGCAAAGCUUAGCCAGUGCGAAAGACUUCAUCUCUGCAAGGUGUUAUUAUCAGAACAAGUUAAACAACAAUGAAAUCCUCCCAUGUGUAAACUGUCAGGGAAUUUGUAUUGAUAUGAAAAUGAAAAUGUGGUAAUUUGCUUUGGAUCAUUUGUUUGUUUUUGCUUAUAAUUUUAAUAAGAUCAUUUGUAUUUUGAAGUGUAAGUCAAAAGUUGAAAUGUUUCACAUGUUCAGUUAUGAUAUUGUUUUUAUAUUUUAAUAUGUUUUCAUCACAAUAAUG
Acipenser ruthenus (sterlet) is the source of this 1003-nucleotide messenger RNA. RefSeq names its product membrane-spanning 4-domains subfamily A member 15-like. Lineage: Eukaryota; Metazoa; Chordata; Actinopteri; Acipenseriformes; Acipenseridae. Gene Ontology annotation, cellular component: membrane. The record is from RefSeq and is a predicted model, not a curated record. The transcript is spliced from 7 exons. The coding region runs from base 88 to 642 and encodes 184 amino acids.